CAUGGCUUAAUAAAGUUGUUGUCGAUACCAAGUCAUUAUAUUACAUCCCAAAGGCCCUAUAUACGCAUCAUCUUUAACCAUCUCUCUAAAGUUGUUUUGUGGUUACCGCGAGCUAUUUUUUUGCAAUUUGAGAGUGUUUGCCCGAUUCCGAAAAUGUGGAUGCUUGUUUGUGUCGUUAUCACUGUUUGUUAUGGCGAAGCGCGUUCAUCGUUGCCUUCUCCAUCCGAGGCCAAUGUACGACUCUUCCUCACCAAGAAAGGCAUUGAUUAUGUUCCAAGGUCAACAAAGUCAACCUGGGAUCUUCGUCUCUCAGCUUCGGCUAUGGGCACAUGAAACUGUCACUUCACCUCAGCUCAGCUGAAAUUGUUGGAAAAUAUAACUACAGGGGGGGCAUUAUUGGCUGGGGUAGAGGGACAUAUCGAGUGAAACUGACGCGAGUCUCGCUCACCAAAUACCUGUCCUUAGGAGCAAAUGCCAAAGGAAAACCUUAUAUUAAGAACAGAGGAUGCAACACCUGGAUUGGUGACAUAGACCCAAUAUUUCGAGGAGAAUCCAGCUUCAUCCUUAACUUAUUUGUGCAGUUAGUCAAGACAUCCGUCCAACAAGAUGUUCAAAAAAUGAUCUGUAAAUCUAUCACCGAUGGUAUCAAUGAAAGAGGAAGAAAGCUACCUCAAAUGUACCAAGACAAGUUCCCUGUUACAAAAGUAGCUUCAGCCGAGAUUCAUUUCCCGAUACUAGAAAGCCCUAGUAUCCAAAGAGGUUUCGUGGAUUUUGUCAUAGAGGGAGGUGUCUAUUCGAGUCUGUAUACCCUGACCAGUGCAACCAGCGGUCAAGGAAUCAACCAUCUCAGUUAUUACCCAAAUCCAUACAAGAUGCUUAGCAUUGUACUCUCCGAUCGCAUGUUCAAUUCACUAGCUGAACUAUACUACAAGGCAGGAGUCGUGCGCAUCGAUGAGAUACAGAUCAAUGACGUUAAUCCCUCCCUGAAGGUCAACAUUGACUUGGUACGCCCGCCGUUCACCAAUACCAAUGCCAGUGGUUCCUUUUUCACGCUUUACCUAAACGGGACGGUUAAAGAUAACUCAUCAAACUACGAAGUGGGUUUGCUUGUAACAGGCGACUUUAGAAUCCAAGAAGAAGACAGAGUCCUGUCGGGUAAAGUUAGCAACCUAAGGUUUAAUCUUACAGAUUGUGCAGAAAACGCGCCAAAGGAUUUGAGGGACAUUAUUGUACCUUCUUUAUUCUCGUCCAGGGAUGAUCUUGCCGAAAUUGUCAGCAACAGUUUCAUGAAUGACAUGGCGCCUCUUCCACUCAUUCCAACAGUCAAGAUAGUGAACAAGCGUGUUUUGUACGAGCAGGGAUACACUGUGUUCGAGUGUGACCUUGUGGAGAAGAAAUAAAACCAUUGCAGAAGGCCUGGACUAUCUAUCUCUGAUAGGCCUGUCGUCGCUGACGUCAUUGCUUACAGUUUUUCUUAUUAGCAUAAAUCGAACUUCGAGUAACAAACAAACAUAAUUCACGAAGAAAGAGAAUAUUCACCUUAAUUAUUAACAAUUUUUUCUAGAGUUUAUCUAAAUUUUGCAAAGUUGAUAAAUGGUUAAUACAUUGAUCAUCAGUAUAUUUACGCAAGUGAAUAUAAUAAAUUGCGCUUAUUGAUUACAAUUUAUGUCUUAUGUUGCUAUAGCUAUAUUUACCUACAGGUGAAUAUAGCGUGCGCUUGUUUGUCGAUUCGUGCCUCUUGCAGAUAUAAAUAGAAUUUGAAAAAAAAGUGCAUUGGAAUUUGUGCAUUGAAGGUUGUCUUCCAAGAGAAUUGUAAAAUACCUCCUCGUGCUAUGUGGCGAAACUUUAUUUGAUUUUCAUGAAAAAGCCUUGAAAAUAUAAAAUAAAUAAUGCUCAAUCUCAUACCCAUU
Actinia tenebrosa (Australian red waratah sea anemone) is the source of this 1910-nucleotide messenger RNA. Its product is annotated as bactericidal permeability-increasing protein. NCBI's taxonomy places the organism in Eukaryota, Metazoa, Cnidaria, Anthozoa, Actiniaria, Actiniidae. Gene Ontology annotation, molecular function: lipid binding. The record is from RefSeq and is a predicted model, not a curated record.